This is a messenger RNA of Mycotypha africana, 1512 nucleotides long. RefSeq names its product amino acid permease/ SLC12A domain-containing protein. The transcript has 11 exons. NCBI's taxonomy places the organism in Eukaryota, Fungi, Mucoromycota, Mucoromycetes, Mucorales, Mycotyphaceae. Gene Ontology annotation, biological process: amino acid transmembrane transport. Gene Ontology annotation, molecular function: amino acid transmembrane transporter activity. Gene Ontology annotation, cellular component: membrane. The record is from RefSeq and is a predicted model, not a curated record. The coding region runs from base 1 to 1512 and encodes 503 amino acids.
AUGGAAAGCCAGCUCCAAGAACAAGAGCCGCAUCUAAAAAGGUCUUUGAAAGCUCGUCAUUUAGCUAUGAUCUCCCUAGGUGGUGUUAUCGGUCAAGGUCUUUUUCUUUCUGCUGGUGGCAAUUUAUACCGUGCAGGCCCCGCAGGGGCUCUAAUAGCUUACAGUAUUAUUGGUUUUAUCGUGUAUUGGGUCACGUUUUCUCUAGGUGAGAUGGCCACUUAUAUCCCAGUUUCUGGCUCCUUUACCGUAUACUGUAGAAGAUUCGUAGAUAAAUCUUUUGGUACAACCAUCGGUUAUAACUAUUGGGCUUGUUGGACAAUUAUUGUUGCUGCCGAGCUUGUUGCUCUACCGCUCGUAAUGCAAUUCUGGACUAAUAAGGUGCCAGACUGGGCAUGGUCAGGAAUUUUCCUUGUCAUUAUUUAUGUUCUAAACAUGUGCGGUGCUCGUAGCUAUGGUGAAGCAGAAUAUUGGUUUAGCUUGAUCAAAAUUAUCGCUGUACUCGUCUUCAUCAUCGUAGGCUGUCUCACUUCUGUAUUUGGAUUCAAAUAUUGGAAAGAUCCCGGAGCCUUUUCCAAUGGUGCCCUUGGUGUAGUGAAUGCAUUUGUGUUGGCAUCAUUCAGUAUGCAGGGUACUGAAAUUGUUGGUAUCACUGCUGGUGAGUGCGAAAACCCGCUGAAGCAAGUACCACGUGCUAUUCGAAACGUUUUUUGGCGGAUCAUCAUUUUUUAUCUUGGCUCUAUUUUCGUAAUGGGUAUGGUCAUUCCUUGGAAUGACGAGCGUAAUUUAUCCGCUGGAAGCGGUGUUACAGUCUCCCCUUUCACAAUUGUAUUUGAAAAGGCAGGUCUUCAAAGUGUGGCACAUAUCAUGAAUGCAGUCAUUCUUAUAACAGUUUUAUCAUGUGCAAAUAGUGGAAUGUACGUCAGCUCACGUACCCUUUUGUGCUUAUCAAAAGAAGGCCUAGCACAUAAAAGAAUAUCUCACAUUAAUAAACACGGUGUCCCCGUUUGGUCUAUUACUAUUACGGCAGUAAUCAGUCUCAUUACGUUUGCAACGGCUUUCAUUCCUGGUAAAGCCCUAUUCACAGUGCUCACUGAUCUCUCUGGUAUCGCAGGUUUUGUUACCUGGGGUGGAAUUUGUUUUGCCCAUUUCCGUUUUAGAAAAGCUUUGAAAUUUAAUGGACAUCGUGUUCAGGACCUACCCAUUAGCACACCAUUUCAUCCCUUUGGCGAUAUAUUCGGAAUGAUAGCUUGCGUGGUUAUAUCUUUAAUGGCAGGCUAUUCUUACUUUGUACCACCAGAUCCCGUAGGCUUGAUUGGUAAUUACGGUGGUCUAAUUGUGGUUGCCUGUUUAUUUGUCAUUCUGAAGCUCUGGACUAAAUCAAAAAUGAUCCCCAUCGCAGAGAUAGACAUUGAUACUGGAAGAGCAGAGUACUCUUUUACAGAUGACUCAGAAAAGGCCACUGGUCCGCUAUGGAAACGUACUAUGGGCAAGAUUGUGAGUGUACUCACUUAA